AACCAUGAAAUAUUAUAUAAAUUCCAUUAUAUAAACAAACUUCAAUAAAAAUCAAAGAUAUUGUGGGACUAACGAAAUUAAAUCCUGCUUAAAUCAAUGAAAGAGAGUUAAUACAAAAACACUCAUUAAAUCAAGUGAACAUUUGAUUAAAACAAAGAAAGUGAGAAAAAAACUAUAAGAAUAAAAUAUAUAAAAUACAAGAAAAUCUAUUAAAUAAGAUCCCGUACGAAAAGGGAUCCAAAUGUCAAGUGUUUCCCAUUAAAACGAUGGAUAAAAGGCUCAGCGAUAGUCCCGGAGAUUGUCGCGUAACCAGAUCCAGCAUGACGCCCACACUCCGCUUGGAGCACAGUCCCCGGCGGCAGCAACAGCAGCAGCAGCAGCAACCCCAAGAACAACAGCAAGUAGAGUGCAGUGGCAGUGGCAGUGGCAGUGGCACUGCAACAACUGCAGCAUCAAUAGCGAAAUCAAAAUCGAAAUCCCCUACACCUCCCACCAAAUCCCACGCGGGGGCAGGUGGUGCCCCUCAGCAGCAACAGCAGCAGCAGCAGCAUCAUCAAUUCCGUGCCCCGCAGCAGCAGCAGGGACCGAAGAACAAGAACAAGGCCUGGAGCAAGCGGGGGAACAAGACGAGCGGCAAGCACAGUGCCAGCGCCUGUGUCGGCAUUGUGCAGUCGCAUCCAAAUGGCAGCAGUGGGGCAAGCGCCGGCGUGGGUAUGGCCGGCGGACAGCCUCCGGCGGUGGGAGGCGGCGGAGUGCUGCCCACUGUGGCGGCGGCCCACAAGGCCGAUCUGGAGAAUAUACAGAAUAUCAAGAAUCAAAUAUCCGGCAAUGCGAACCACCAUGGGGGCGGCGGUUCGGCCUCCCAUCACGGCGGAUCGCACCAUGUCGGCGGCACAGGCGGCAGCGGGGGCGGUGGGGGACACCACCAUCACCACAACACGCGACUGGCGCAGAUUGCUGCCGGCACGGGCGUGGGCGUGGGCGGUGGCAAUGGCAUCUCAAUUGGAGCGAUGGACAAGCACGGACUGAAGUCCCAGCAGCAGCUCUACAAGAAAAUGCUGGCGCACAGGGGCCAUCAUCAUCAUGUGCUGUGCGCCGGAAACAAUGCCAAUCACACGUGCUGCCUGGUAACCGGAUGCAACGGCACCAGCGGUGGAGGAGGUGGAGGAGGGGGUGGCGGCGUGGCUGGUGGCAACAGUGGAGUCAAUGCCACGGGUGGCGUAAAUUCCUGCAAGGAUGCACAGAGCAACAAGGACACCAGCUCACUCAGCGGAAACAGCAACAUCUCGGGCAGCGCAGCAGCCGCGGCGGCGGCAGCAGCGGCCAAUGCGGUGCACUACUGCUGCGGCCGGUCCAAGUUCUUCCUGCCGGAGAAGCGGCUGCGCAAGGAGGUGAUUGUGCCGCCCACCAAGUUCCUGCUGGGCGGCAACAUCUCGGAUCCCCUCAACCUCAACUCGCUGCAGCACGAGAACACCUCGAAUGCCUCGAGCAGCAACAACACGCCGGCGACGACGCCGCGCCAGUCGCCGAUUACGACGCCGCCCAAGGUGGAGGUCAUCAUACCGCCCAACAUCCACGACCCGCUGCACCUGCUCGACCCCGUGGACUCGAUGGAGUACGAGAAGCAGCUGACGUCGCCGAUGAAGCGGGGCGGCAUGCUGACGCGCGGCAGCCACCUCAAGUUGCAGCUGCAGCCGCAGGCGCAUCACCGCCAGCACAGGCCGCGGAAGAAUCGCAAGCGGCGACGCUUCGACUCGAACAACACCUCGCAUGCGGGCGACGAUGGGGGCGAGGGCAGCGAAACGCUUUCCGUUUCGUUGGACGAUGCGGGCACCUCCUCCUCGGCGGCGUCCCCAGUGGCGCCACACAAUGCCGCCGGCUCUGCAUCGGCGUCCAUUAGCCUGCUGCUGAGCGAAGCCGCCGCACCGGCAUCGGCAUCGGGCGGUACGAUGGAAAUGGGCCAGCAGCAGGCGCAUGUGCGCUCUCCCCAGGCCCUCACCAUGGCCACGGCCGAGAUGCCGGCCCCCACGCUCACAGAGGCGGCUGUCCAGUCGGGCGCCGCACCGGCAACGGAACAAAUGGAAUCCAACAUGAGUCUGCUCUCAUCGCCAACAGCGCCGCCAGCUGCAUCAUCGUCGCCGCAGCAGCAGCAGCAACAUCAACAGCAGCAGCAGCAACAACAACAGCAGCAGCAUCAGCAGCAGCAGCAACAUGUGUCCAGUGCAGCGUCAGAGGGGGCUGCGACUGCGGCUGCCCCCACAGAGCUGCUGCUGAGUGCAUCCACUUCUGCGUCGACCUCGGCCGCAGCCCUGGCCGUGGCCUCGACCCUGGCCGAGAGGCGGGCCCUGGCCAGCCGGGACUUGCGCCUGGAUUUGAGUAGCACGUGCUACGGCGUCGGCGGCACGGGCCUAAGCUUUGGCAGCAGCAGCGCGGCCAGCGUCGGCAGUGGUAGCGGCAGCGGUGGUGGCGGUGGCGGUGGCAGGAAGCGGAAAAUCAGCGAAAGCAACAAUUCGCAAAAGAGCAAGAAAUUCCAUCGCAACGAUGGCAUGGACAAGAUCGUGAGUCCGGUGGUGCCACAGCCAGGGGCAUGGAAGCGUCCGCCACGUCAGCUGCAGCCCAGCGGCGCACGGAAACCGAACACGCGACGCUCCACGUCUUUCAGCGAGACGGAACUGCUCAGCCCCAUAGAGGAGCAGCCGCCCCGACAGUUGCCACUCAUUGAAGUGAACAUCCCUCGCGACGAUACGCCAGAUCUGUCGGAGCAGGGCCUGGGCAGCCCUCUGAGCGCCACAUCGGCGGCCACCUCGCAUACGGCGGGGGAACAGGAUUCCCUGCUGCCGGAUACAGCCACCAUUGCCAGCAGCGGCUGCGAAGUAGAGGCAGCAGCAGGAGCAGCAGCAGCGGCGGUGGGGCUGAUGCAGCUGAAGGCAGAGGAGCCAACCCUUAUGCUGGAGCCGGCCCUGAUACCGCCCCUCAAUAAGCUGCCCAAGUUCCGGGCGGAUGGGGUGAAGUACCGCUACGGAAACUUUGACCGCUACGUGGACUUUCGGCAGCUGAACGAGUUCCGGGACGUGCGGCUGCAGGUCUUCCAGCGGCAUGUGGAGCUCUUCCAGAACAAGGACAUCCUGGACAUUGGCUGCAACGUCGGCCACAUGACCAUUACGGUGGCCCGCCAUCUGGCCCCGAAGACCAUCCUGGGCAUCGACAUCGAUCGGGAGCUGGUGGGCCGGGCCCGGCGCAAUCUGUCCAUCUUUGUGCGCAUCCCCAAGGAGGAGAAGGUGAAGGUGGAGGUGAAGCAGGAGACAACGACGCAGCUGGUUAAGGACGAGCCGAUGGACGAGGAGGCAGCUGGCGGGAGUCUGCACAAGAAAACGCGACGCGGCAAGAAGCGACGAAAGGCGCAGCAGGAUCAGCAGCAGCUGCUGCAUCCUCACCACCAUCCUCACCAUCAUCAUCAUCAUCACCAUAAUCAUCAUCACCAUAAUCAUCAUCACCAUAAUCAUGAGAAUCAGAAUCAGGAGCAAAAAUUAGAUGCCCUGCUGGUGAAGCCGCACGAGUUUUUUCCCAUCUCCUUUCCGCUGACGUAUGGCGGCAUGCCGCACCUGCCGCCGCUGGCAGGGAAAUCCCCGAACCUCACGAACAAGAACCAGUUCCCGGCGAACGUCUUUUUCCGGCAAACCAACUACGUGCUGAAGGAUGAGUCGAUGAUGGCCAACGAUACGCAGCAAUACGAUCUCAUACUGUGUCUCUCCGUGACCAAGUGGAUGCACCUCAAUUUCGGCGAUGCCGGCCUCAAGCUGGCCUUCAAGCGGAUGUUCAACCAGCUGCGGCCGGGCGGCAAGCUCAUAUUGGAGGCUCAGAACUGGGCCAGCUACAAGAAGAAGAAGAACCUGACGCCGGAGAUCUACAACAACUACAAGCAAAUCGAGUUCUUUCCAAAUAAAUUCCACGAGUAUUUGCUCAGCUCCGAGGUGGGAUUCAGUCACAGCUACACGCUGGGCGUGCCCCGGCACAUGAACAAGGGCUUCUGUCGCCCCAUUCAGCUGUACGCCAAAGGCGACUACACACCGAACCAUGUCCGAUGGAGCGAUGCCUACUAUCCGCAGACGCCGUACGAGGCAUACCGUGGCAUCUAUGCCACCUUGCCCGCGCAUCGCAUGGGCGGCGGAGGCAGCAGUGCCGGUGGCAGUCACAGCGGGCAUGCACCGCUGCUGCAUAUGAGCAGCUCGAGUCGGUCGCAGAACUACGACACGCCGCACUAUGCGGGCAGCGCCUCGGGGUCGGCCAGCCUGCGGCAGACGCCGCGCUACCAGCCCACCUACAACCCCCUGGAGACGGACUCCUACCAGCCCAGCUACGACAUGGAGUCGUAUGGCGGCAAUCACAUGUACGUGUUCGCCUCGCCGCUCUACCAGACGGUCUGGUCGCCACCGGCCUCGCUGCGGAAGAGCUCCUCGCACACGCCCGUCUUUGGCAGCGUGCGGGAGGCGGAGCUGGACGGCGACAGCAGCAUCGGGGGCGGCGGCAGCGGCGGUGGCAGCUACCACAGGCACGUGUAUCCGCCCAACGAUGACACCUGCUCGCCCAACGCCAACUCUGGCAAUGCGUUCAACUCGAUACGCGACGCGGACACGGAUGACUCGAAUCAGCUGCCCAGCGGCAGUCGGCCCCAUGUGUAUGCCACCAAUUGCGGCGAGAGCUCCUCUUCGCCGCAGGUGAACCACCACGAGGCCACCGCAGAGUUUGUCGAGGAUGGCCUCAUGGACGAUGAGCAGCAGAAGACGCUGGUCGCUGGCAGCACUCCCACUGCCUAUCACAGUGAUCUGUCGGAUGCCUGAGCGGGCGAGCGUGUGGCCAGGGGCGGGCGAAAGAA
This is a messenger RNA of Drosophila obscura, 4873 nucleotides long. RefSeq names its product 7SK snRNA methylphosphate capping enzyme bin3 (gene bin3). The record is from RefSeq and is a predicted model, not a curated record. Gene Ontology annotation, molecular function: RNA methyltransferase activity; O-methyltransferase activity; snRNA binding. Gene Ontology annotation, biological process: snRNA modification. NCBI's taxonomy places the organism in Eukaryota, Metazoa, Arthropoda, Insecta, Diptera, Drosophilidae. The transcript has 6 exons. The coding region runs from base 267 to 4838 and encodes 1523 amino acids.